GUCGACAACGUCGUCCCCCGCGACCCCGCCGGCCUGCCCGUCCGCAUCGACCCCGCCCAGGCCCUCGCCCGCGUCGACGGCCGCACCCACUUCUGGCUGCGCGCCAAGCUGUGGGCCAUGCUACAGGCCGCUUUCUUCAGUCUGCCGUUCGGGUUUGGCGCCUUUGGGCCGGGUGCGGCCGUCGACGAGCUGAUGGGCAUCUACGGCGCGUGGCGCCUGCGGCUCGACGGGUACACGGACAUGGGUGUGUUUUGGCGGGAUGCCUGCUCCUUUCCUUUUCCUUUUCCUUUUCCUUUGACUUGUUGACCUGUGUAUUUACUGACUCGGUAUGAUGAUUGCAGACCCGACCAACAGUACAACAUUCGACCUGUUCCGGCAGUCGGCGCUGAGCAACAAGUGGCGCUCGGUGACAUUCCAGAGCCUGGGCAUCGCGGCGCUGGGCGACGGCGGCGGCGCCGGCGGCGACGGGAUGCCGGGGACGGGCGUCGUAGCACAACUGGGCGAGGCCAACGUGGAGCGGUGCGUGCAGCAGGUCAUGGGCUUUCUCACAGAGCUGUCGACCAUCUCGGCGGAGCCGCUAUACGCCGACCUCGGGGACGAGGUGCGCAGCCUGGUGCGGCUGGCGUUCGAGGUGGCGCUGCAGUUCGGCGUCAACCAGGCCAACCUGGCGCUGCUGGCCGUCGAGCCCGGCGAGGCCGUCGUCAUCGGUCCCGACUUCCACGACUGCGAGGACGCCGACGAGCACCGCGGCACCCGCGCCCGUGUUGAUCUGGUUGUGUCGCCCGGCCUGCAGCGCGUCGGCGACGGCCGCACCGAGCUCGCCCGCAAGCGCACCAUUGUGCCGUGCGAGAUCUUUGCUGGCGAGGAGCUGUGAUUACUGUACCCAUAAUACUAUCUAUCGUCUUGUUUUUGU
Messenger RNA from Lasiosphaeria miniovina, 913 nucleotides. RefSeq lists its product as uncharacterized. The transcript has a single exon. The record is from RefSeq and is a predicted model, not a curated record. Lineage: Eukaryota; Fungi; Ascomycota; Sordariomycetes; Sordariales; Lasiosphaeriaceae. The coding region runs from base 329 to 874 and encodes 181 amino acids.